Mugil cephalus (flathead mullet) is the source of this 1219-nucleotide messenger RNA. It is a transcript of the gene eapp, whose product is annotated as e2f-associated phosphoprotein. The record is from RefSeq and is a predicted model, not a curated record. Bases 98 to 1018 code for a protein of 306 amino acids. NCBI's taxonomy places the organism in Eukaryota, Metazoa, Chordata, Actinopteri, Mugiliformes, Mugilidae. The transcript has 6 exons. Gene Ontology annotation, biological process: positive regulation of cell population proliferation. Gene Ontology annotation, cellular component: nucleus.
AAUAGUAGAAGAAGAAGUAGAUGCGGAAGUAGUUCUGCUCGGUUGCUAACGCGUUAGCAUGCUGUGUUGAUGUAAUUGUUUUCUCUUAACGGUAAAAAUGAACAGAAUGAUUAAACCUCCGGACUUUGACUCGUAUGAGAUCGAGGAGCCGAGCGACGAGGAAAGAGCCUCCAGCAGUUCGGAGGAUGAGCUGGAGGUGCUGCUGAACGGGACGUCGGAGCAGAAGAAGAAGCUGAUCAGGGAGUAUCUGACGGGGGAGAGCGAGUCGUCCAGCGGGGAUGAGUUUGAAAAGGAGAUGGAGGCUGAGCUCAGCUCCACCAUCAAGACCAUGGAGGGAACCUGGGGGCCGGCAGCAGAAUCCUCAGGAGGAGGAGGAGGAGGAGGAGGUGGUAGUGGGGGUCCUGGACUUCCUGACCCUCGAAUGUAUGACAAGAUUUACUUUGACUCCGACUCAGAUGAGGAAGACACACCGAGCAGCUCCACCGGUCGGAGGCGGAAACAACGAAUCAUCCCGACCAACGACGAGCUGCUGUACGACCCCGACGAGGACGACCGGGACCAGGCCUGGGUGGACGCCAGGAGGAGAGGGUAUAACGCCAGGAAGCGACCUGCGGCAGCGCUGCGCUCACGGCCGCGUCAACCUCCAGCUUUACCCAACAGCGACGCCGUUCUCAACUGUCCCGCCUGCAUGACGACGCUCUGCCUGGACUGUCAGAGACACGAGAAGUACCGCACACAGUAUCGAGCCAUGUUCGUGAUGAACUGCACGGUGAAGAAAGACGAGGUGCUGCGUUACAAAAGCGACCAGGAGAAGAAAGAGAGGACGGGGAAGAAGAGGAGGAGGAGAGGACAGAAAACAGAGGCACCGGUGGAUGAAGCUCCUGAACCGAUGCCAGCGGGGAUGGACGCCGACGAGGUUUACCACCCGGUGCAGUGCUCCGAGUGCUCCACAGAGGUCGCUGUGUUCGAUAAGGAUGAGGUCUACCACUUCUUCAACAUCCUGACCAGCCACUGCUGACACUUUCUUUUUUUUUUUAGCCUUUUCACUUUGUGUGCAGCUCCUUGACAGUUGCUGCAUUUAAAGCUGCUACAGUCGAUAUAUUUUUCUUUCUUUUUGUUUUUUUUUAUUAAUAAUGACGGAGAGCGAACCAGAGCUGGAGGAGAGUGAAUGUUGGACACUAUGAACACGUCUCUGAAUAAAAGUCCUUUAUCUCGUGUU